AUGGACGGUUACCUCAAUAACCUUUCCCUCGAAUACGAAUCUGUCUGGGACACCAAACCAGCUUGGUGUCAGCCAUGGACAAUAGCACUAACAGGGGUUUCAAUUGUUGCUAUUAGUUGGUUGGUUUUUCAAUCUGUUGUUGUUACUUCAGCCAUAUCCCUACUCAUUUUUGCAUGGUGGUACAUCUUUCUUUAUUCUUAUCCCAAGGCUUAUUCAGCUAUGAUUGCUGAGCGCAGAGAAAGGAUUACAGAUGGUGUUGAAGACACGUAUGGUCACACUGCCGCAUCACUUAGAUGUACGGAAAUUAAUGCAGAGGUUGUACUCAAAGUUACAAAUGUUGACGGAGUAUUUGAUGACGACCCAAAGCAUAACCCCCUUCUCUUCACCACACAACAACUCCACCCACCUUCCAUUAUCAUCACCUUCACAUUCUGUCAAAGAAAAAACGCAACAUCACCAAUCAUCAACAACCCAUCCCAACCUCUAGCGCUAACCCAUUCUGCCUCCUUCUGUUACCCACAUGCCGUUCCCAAAUUCCUCACUUCAUUUUCCACAAACCACAUCGCCAUACCCCUGCAAUUCCGUCCCUCACCCUCCUUCAGUCCACCAUCCACCUUCUUCUAG
Molecule: messenger RNA, 624 nt
Organism: Vicia faba (fava bean)
Lineage: Eukaryota; Viridiplantae; Streptophyta; Magnoliopsida; Fabales; Fabaceae
Source: the annotation of a GenBank genome assembly